Monascus purpureus is the source of this 1754-nucleotide messenger RNA. Lineage: Eukaryota; Fungi; Ascomycota; Eurotiomycetes; Eurotiales; Aspergillaceae. The record is from the annotation of a GenBank genome assembly.
AACAAGGCCUUCCUUUCAACCAAACGCUGAAAGAGAACCGUCAUACUCAGCAGAAGCUCAAGAAUAGUUCUAUCUCACAGAAGACAUUAUUAUUUGCCCCGUAUACCUCGGAUAGUUUUCCUAGCUGCCAAAUAUUAAUAAUAAUAGUAACAUCAUCAAGCCCCUUGAGCUCGAGCGGGGUCACAUGAUCGUACAGUUGAAGAUGGCGGCGCCGAGCCAUGAAUUACUAGUAUUGACGCAAGGAGGACGCGUUCAAUCCCCCCUGUUUGAAUUAUUAAAUCUGGCUUUGAUGCUUUUCUGCACCAGUUCACUCUUUUCAAUUGAGGCAAGCGGAAGCUACAGUGUCGAACGGGGGAAAUGGCGUCAAGCAGGCAAUUCGAUAUCAUACUCCUGGGUCCUACCGGCUAUACCGGAAAAUGGUGUGCAGAACAUAUCGUCCAGUACCUUCCGACGGAUUUAAAAUGGGCUCUUGCGGGACGUUCUUUGCAGAAGAUUGAAGGGGUCGCGGCGGACCUGAAGAAGUUGAACCCGGAUCGCAUUGCGCCUGAGAUCAUUGCUCUUCAGCUUACGCCUGAGGAACUUGGACCUCUAGUAAAGAGGACGAAAGUGAUCAUUAAUUGUGUGGGGCCCUAUCAGCUCUAUUCGACUCCUGUCGUAGAGGCAUGUGCUGUCAAUGGCACGCAUUAUGUUGAUACUACAGGAGAAACUCCGUGGGUCAAGUCCAUGAUCGAGAAAUACCAUGAAACGGCCAAAGCAAGUGGUGCGGUUCUUAUCCAUUCUGUUGGGAUCGAAAGCGCCCUAGCAGAUAUCUUGACCUGGUCAGUAGUCAAGAGGUUUCACGAUGACUUUUCUUCGCCGGUUAGGGAAGUCACUUGCUGUGUCAGUGACCAGAAAACCUCCGGAGCCAGCGGCGGCACACUCCUGACACUCCUAACGACAAUAGAAGCGCUUCCUCUAUCAAAAAUGCUCGAAACAUCCGAUCCAUUCGCACUCGCCGCUUCCCCACCACCAGAAGACAUCCCCAGCUCAACCCUCUCUGAAAAGAUCCUAGGAGUCUGCUCUGUCCGGGACCUGGGGACCCUCACCACCUCCCCCUUUGCAUUCGUAGACGUGCCCACCGUCCACCGCAGCAGCACACUAUUCCCGAAUCUGUACGGAUCCAGGUUCUACUUCAGGGAAUUCAUCCGUGUCAGGAACGUGUUAGUCGGUGUCCUUGUCCACUUCGCCAUCGUUGCCGUCUUCCUACUUCUCCUCACGCGACCGUUCCGGUGGCUGGUUAAGAAAGUCGUCUAUGCACCGGGCAAUGGGCCUAGACGGGAAGAUUCCGUCAAUGACUUUACCGAGUAUCUUGCUGUUGCUACGGAAGACACGGAUGUCGCUACGCCGAAACGUGUUAUUGGGAGGUUGGAGUGCCGGAAGACGCUGUAUGAGCUUACGGGGCUGCUUUUGGCUGAGGCGGCUAUGGUCAUUGUGAUGCAUGAGGAGAAGGUGAAGGAGGUGUCUGGGUGUGGGAUUGUGACGCCGGCAGCUUUGGGACAGGAGUUUGUUGAUCGGAUUGAGAAGGUAGGGUGUAGGAUUGAGACCAAGGUGCUUGGGAAUCAGUAGCUGUUUAUCCCUAGGAUGUAUUUGGGCUUAUAUAUAUACCAUGCUAGUAUUCCCGUUCUUGUCUUUCUUUGAACUCCGGGUGACUCCUUUCUCCAUCUUGUCAAUCUCCCUAUCAAUCUUCUUGUAUACUAUACAAUAUUGGAUACGUC